CAUGCGCAGAUGUGGCAAAGUAAUUUGUUGAUACCCUGCUUGGUAGUAUUUAUAUAGUUGUUGCUAAUUCAAAGCAAACAUUUAUCCCCCUCGUAGGGAUUUUUUUUACCAGCACGGGCAGCACAGUGAACCAGAAACUUGUCUAUAUGACGGGCUGAUGGAAGACACAAGGGAUUUGGCUGAACGCACCCCACGUUCAGAGCGAAAGCGGAGAGACUCGUUCGGGAUGUUUGAUGGCUACGACAGCUGCAGUGAAGAGUCCACCAGCAGCUCCAGUUCAGAGGACAGCGAGGACGAGGUGGUGCCCUCCAUCCCUGUCAGCCUGCCCAUCAUCAAGAACAAUGGUCAAGUCUACACCUACCCUGAUGGCAAGGCCGGAAUGGCCACCUGUGAAAUGUGCGGGAUGGUCGGAGUGCGAGAUGCCUUUUACUCCAAAACCAAGCGCUUCUGCAGCGUGUCGUGUUCUAGGAGCUAUUCCUCCAAUUCCAAAAAAGCUAGCAUCUUGGCCAGACUACAGGGCAAACCACCAACGAAAAAGGCAAAAGUCUUACAGAAACAGCCUCUUAUGGCCAAAUUGGCAGCUUACGCCCAGUACCAGGCGAGUCAACAGAACCAGGCGAAAUCAAAAGCUGUGGUCCCCGCAGAGAGCUUUGACUGGGGUCGGUACAUCUUUAGCAAUAACACAGUCGGAGCUCCAGUCAGCUGUUUCAAGCAUGCCCCUAUGGGGACAUGCUGGGCAGAUAUAGAAGAAGGUGUUAGGAUUGAAGUGCUCAACUCUGACACCAACCUCUCCACUAAAGUAUACUGGAUAGCAGAAAUCAUUAAGUUGGCAGGGUUCAAGGCUCUCCUGCGCUAUGAAGGUUUUGACAAUGACACCAGCAAGGACUUCUGGUGUAAUAUCUGUAUCCCCGAGGUGCACCCAGUGGGGUGGUGCGCUUCCAGUGGCAAACCCCUUGUACCUCCAAAAAGCAUACAGCAUAAGUACUCUAACUGGAAAGCCUUUCUCGUAAAGCGUCUUACUGGAGCUAAAACACUGCCACCUGACUUUAAUACCAAGGUACAUGAGAACAUGCAGUUCCCCUUUAAAAAGCUGAUGCGGGUGGAGGUGGUGGAUAAGAACUACCUGUGCCGGACGCGGGUGGCGCUGGUGGAGCAGGUCAUCGGAGGUCGCCUCAGGCUGGUCUAUGAGGAGAGCCAGGACGGAUCGGACGACUUCUGGUGCCAUAUGUUCAGCCCUCUCAUCCAUAAUAUAGGCUGGUCGCGCAGCAUUGGACACCGCUUCAAAAGAUCUGAUAUUGCAAAGAAAAUGGAGGGGCAAGUUGAUGCUCCUGCUCAGUUCUUCCAGAAGGUGAAAGAUGUGGACCAGAGUGUGGACUGGUUCAGAGAUGGGAUGAAGUUAGAAGCCAUUGACCCCCUCAAUCUCUCAGCUAUAUGUGUAGCCACUGUAAGAAAGGUGUUAGCAGACGGGUACCUCAUGAUCGGGAUUGACGGUUCGGAGGCAGUGGAUGGAUCAGACUGGUUCUGUUACCACAGCACCUCCCCCUCCGUCUUUCCCGCUGGCUUCUGUGAAAUCAACAACAUUGAACUCACGCCCCCCAGAGGGUAUACUAAACUACCAUUUAAAUGGUUUGACUACCUCAGAGAAUCAGGAUCAAUAGCUGCUCCUGUCAAGCUAUUUAACAAGGAGGUUCCCAAUCAUGGUUUUCGACAAGGCAUGAAGCUGGAAGCCGUUGACCUGAUGGAGCCACGGCUGGUGUGUGUUGCCACAGUGACGAGAAUUGUGCACCGGCUACUGAGGAUCCACUUUGACGGCUGGGAGGACGAGUACGACCAGUGGGUGGACUGCGAGUCACCCGACCUCUACCCCGUGGGCUGGUGUCAGCUGACCGGCUACCAGCUCCAACCCCCUGCGUCACAGAGUAACAGAGACCUGCCUCAGUCUGUGCCCAAGCAGAAGAAAAAGGCCCAGCAGUACAAAGGCCAAAAGAAAAAGCGGAAGAUUCCCGUUGGUCGACGGCCCUUCAGUCAGGCAGGCAGGAGGAGGAGCAGCUUCUCGGGGGACGAAGAGCAGAGUCCGCCCCCUUACCCUGCCCAGGGGCCUGCUCGGCCCCGGCCCCGAACCCACCUCCACCAAACCCACAAAUCAGAGUCUCUCCUGCGCAUGAAGGAGGAGGCAGCCGAUGUGGACGAGUUCACCUUCUCACAGGGCACCUCCGACCAGGAGAGCAAUGGCUCGGGCAGCUACUACAUCAAACAGGAGCCCUGAGGGGAGGUCACAAGGGUCCGGACAGAGCAGGACAAACGGGCAUAAAGGAAAACGCCUCUGGGAAAACCUCAGCAAUGAUCAGGAACGUGGGCGAGUCAAGCCUCAAAUCACACUCGUAGACCAACGCCACAGGCCUUCUAUAGAGUCAGUACAGGUGGUGAUGGUGAUGAAGAGGGCUGGUUUCAUGCUCCUGAAAGAACAUCCCAGUCAGACAGUCUUCUAACAUAGUAGCUGUGUGUGCGCACGCAAUCACCCACACAACCUGAUUAAAGGGUUCGGAAAGCACCGGGGGGGGGGGGCAGUCGCAGAUAUUUGGGCAUUUCAUUUUCGUACCACCUUUUGGCUUUUCUUCCUCUCUGGUUCUGAAACAUCCAACCCGGACAAGAUUUCUUUGGAUGGAUUAAAAAAAAUCAACCGUUUUCCCACAGAAACGGAGGGUCAACACAAGCCCGUCCUGCCUUUGCCACAAUCUGGGCCACGCACAGAGACCUGUAGAAACUGUGAGAACCAUUUAUUGAGCCAGGUCUUUUUUUUUUUUUUGUAUAUAUACAAAUACACAUUCAAUCACACACACACACACACAUAGGACAGCACAUAUAUACAUAUAUAUAUAUAUAUAAUUUGGUUUGGUUUAGUUGGUUUCCAGGUUUAUAAGAUGCAGUUGGUGAGUCGCCCACUGAACAGCCUGAGGAGAAGAGAGAGGAAGAGAGGCUGGCACAGACAGGAGCAGAGUUGUGUAUAUUUUGGUUAUUUUUCAUAUUGCCAGGUGGACUUUUACUUCAUUGAAAGUACUUGAAGUUUUCUUCUUCUUUUUUUUUGUAAUGAGUGUCUUAAUGUACCUAUUUUGCAUUUCCAUUUUUGGUGGUUGUAUGGGAAAUGUAAUAAGCGUUGUUUCAGAGAAGUGAUUAUAUUCAAAUAGUAUGUGAAGACCUAUUAAACUAGAACUGCAGAAUAUAGAUGACGGAUUGCGUUUGGUAGGGAGAUCUCAGUACACUGCCGCUCGGCAGUACAGGUGUUGUGUCCUUCCAAUGAUGGCCAACCGACAUUUCCACAGCCGUAUUUAUUUCUGAACUCAAACAUUACAGAACCAAAGUCUGAUGCCGUGUGCACGAUAGUAUUCGUACAAGAGCUUAAACUUACAGGUUUAAUCAAAGUCGGGGUCCAGGGUCUGCAUCGAGAAUAUUGUAGAUGAAAUAUGUAUAUAUGUAACGAUGAAAAUACGUGUGACAUUUUUCCUUCCAGUCUCCAGAUGUAAUAGCGUAUUCAGCUCACACUGAGCCAUAUGCUUACAUUUGAAAAGUACAACAAAAGUGACUUUUUUUGCAUUUUGAAAUUAUUAAUGAGUAAUUAAAAUUUUUGAUGAUUAAAUUUUUUUAGUUACUCUUAUUAAAUGUAGAUCUCCAAAUUGUCACAGUUGCAAAAAUAAUCCACAUAAAAUCUUCACCGGGUACCUUUGUUUAUUUAGAGGCAGCUGUAUGGUGAAACAUUAAUAAAUGUUUUGCUCUCUA
Molecule: messenger RNA, 3774 nt
Organism: Scophthalmus maximus (turbot)
Lineage: Eukaryota; Metazoa; Chordata; Actinopteri; Pleuronectiformes; Scophthalmidae
Gene: mbtd1
Product: mbt domain containing 1
Exons: 17
Coding region: 158-2266 (702 amino acids)
Biological process (GO): regulation of DNA-templated transcription
Cellular component (GO): nucleus
Molecular function (GO): zinc ion binding
Source: RefSeq, a predicted model, not a curated record